GCCACCCGCUCGCCAACACGUAGAUCAUCCCUCCAAAGGCCCAGGAAAUGCCCGGCAAACUCUCCGCGACUCGUUCGGCAACGAAUCCUUGGCGUAACGGCGAGACUUGGUUCGACGGAGACCCUAGAGGUCUCGGUCUUGCAUACAGCCUGAAGUUUUCCCUCCAAUGGAAAUGCUUCAUCAAAGAGCCGGGUAUAUCAUCCUGAUCUCUUGGUAUUUUGCGACAAGCAACGGCCAACAGCCGGCCAGUGGCGGCGUCCCGCCCGAGCCAAGGGUGCUUAAUCUCCGGGUGCAACGAGGGAGAGGAAACCGUGCCACGUAUACGUAACAUUUGCAUCAGGUGUAUUCACUGACCAGUGUCGUUGCUCUUGAGGCUCCAUAUUUGCCGGUUGACUCCUCUUCGGUCGAGGGGCCUCAUGUGAUGGGUCUUUCGGCCACUGGGUUGAUAAGAUGAACCGGGCCCAGGCUCACUCUGUGUGACGACGCUGAUAGUCUAGCACAAGCUUCUUGUCAACUAACCGCAAAAGAGGAGCUUUCUUCAUCGAUCCCACUAGCCUGGCACGGAAGGACGGCUUGCCAUCAUCGAUAUCACGCUCUCCCGCCCCUAGUCUCGAACGAACUACGCCAGCAUGGCCUCCCAAGCCCCGGCAACGAACCAGACCGGUGGCCGUACUGCCGAUGUCAUAGAGCCUGUCCAGGAAACACAGACAACGCCCGCAAACUCGUUGCAAGAGAAGGCGGCCCAGUUCCUGGCGGCGCAUGGAGGCGGGGAUACCACUUUCACCUACGAAGAGGAGAAGGCCGUCCUAAAGCGGAUCAACCUCCGCGUUCUCCCUUUAAUUCUAGGAGCUUAUUUCUUCCAGCAACUCGACAAGAGUUCUCUUAGCUAUGUGUCCAUCUUCGGCUUCCAAGAAGACGCGAACCUCCACGGCCGGCAGUACAGCUGGCUCGGCUCCAUCCUCUACAUCGCCCAGCUCGUCUGGCAGCCCGCCGCCGCCUUCAUCCUCGUGAAGCUCCCCAAUGGCAAGGUCAUCGCCGCCGCCAUCUUCCUGUGGGGAUCCUCGCUGGCCAUCAUGACCGCCUGCACCAACUUCGGCGCCCUCCUCGGCCUCCGCUUCCUGCUCGGCACCUUUGAGGCCAUGAUCGCGCCGUCGUGCCUGGCCGUGACGACGACGUGGUGGAGGCGGAGCGAGCAGACGCUGGUGACCAGUUCGUGGAACGCUAUGAACGGCGUGACCUUCAUCGUCGGCAGUCUGUUCACAUACGGCCUUGGUCACAUCGAGAGCGACAAGCUGUUCAAGUACCAGAUCAUUUUCUUGUUCUGCGGGCUGCUAACAGUGACAUACUCGAUCAUCGUCCUCGUUUUUAUGCCUGACUCGCCCAUGUCAGCCAAAUACCUCACGGAACGAGAAAAGGUCAUCGCCGUCGAGCGACUCCGGGCUAACCAGAUGGGCAUCCAGUCCGGUAUCUGGCGCUGGGAUCACGUCUGGGAGACCUUCAUGGACCUGAAGACGUGGUGCUGGUUCGUCCUUGUCGUCGCCAUCUCCAUCGCCAGCGGCGGUAUCUCGACGUUCGGCAACUUGAUUGUUAAGUCGUUCGGGUACAACAGCUUCCAGACCAUCCUGUUCAACAUCCCCUUUGGCGUCAUCCAGAUCGUCGCCAUCAUGGGUAGCGGCUGGAUCGCCACGCGGACGCAGCGGAAGGGUCUGGUCAUAGCUGGGAUUGCCGUCAUUCCCGCCAUUGGCACCAUCCUCAUGCUCACCAUUCCGCGCCAGCACAAGGGCGUCUUGCUGUUCGGAUACUACUUGGUUUCAACCCUCGCUGCCAUCACCCCUCUGAUCUAUACCUGGCAAGCACAGAAUACCGCUGGCGACACCAAGAAGAAGACCACGUCGGCUGUUGUUUUCAUUGGCAUGUGCACCGGCAACAUCAUUGGUCCGUUGCUUUACUCCGUCGAUGACGCUCCGGUCUACCGCCCCGGCCUGAUUUCAAACCUCGUCAUGUUCAUCCUCGUAGCCUUUAUGGGAGCCCUUAUUCCUCUUUACCUCAAAUACCUCAAUGUGCAGCACGCCAAACGCCGCGAGGCCCUCGGCAAGAGCACGCAGAUCGUGGACGAGUCCAUGAUGCGCAACAAGGACGUACAGGACAGCAAGGCGGUGGAGUUGGAGGAGGAUCCUCAGAGACACCAGCAUAGAACCAUCGAGGAAGACCAUGGCCUGCAGGACAUGACCGACCUCAAGAACGAGGAUUUCAUCUUUGUGUACUAGCCUCACUUUUUGAAAGCAGGUAAGGGUAUAUCAAACAUCAAUUGGUCCCUGAUCCUAUCUUUCACGGACUUUCGAAGCAUCAUGUAAUAUGUCAUGCUACCAUAUCGGUCAUGAAGCUCUCUCAUCCUGACCGAAGUAAAGGUGCUGAUAGCUUGCUACACCAUGACUAAGCGAUAUGCCACAGGAAUCUGAACUGAAAUUGACGCGGCGGC
Messenger RNA from Colletotrichum destructivum, 2479 nucleotides. Its product is annotated as Putative major facilitator superfamily, MFS transporter superfamily. The record is from RefSeq and is a predicted model, not a curated record. Lineage: Eukaryota; Fungi; Ascomycota; Sordariomycetes; Glomerellales; Glomerellaceae. Gene Ontology annotation, cellular component: membrane. Gene Ontology annotation, molecular function: transmembrane transporter activity. Bases 630 to 2267 code for a protein of 545 amino acids. The transcript is spliced from 6 exons. Gene Ontology annotation, biological process: transmembrane transport.